Molecule: messenger RNA, 1827 nt
Organism: Paraphaeosphaeria sporulosa
Lineage: Eukaryota; Fungi; Ascomycota; Dothideomycetes; Pleosporales; Didymosphaeriaceae
Exons: 3
Coding region: 1-1827 (608 amino acids)
Source: RefSeq, a predicted model, not a curated record
AUGUCUCGCAUUCCCCGUCCAACCACAGAGUCCACCCAGGACUCCUCCAGCCGUUUCGGCAGCUUGAGGGGCUCCAUGCGCAAGGGGUUCCAGAGCCUGCGCGAGACGCUGAAGAAGAAGGACCCUGCUGCUCCAUCAACUGACCGUCGCAAGAUCUCGGCGCCGAUCAUGAAACAGGUUGAGGUAGAGAGCGGCGUCAAUACGGUGUCAGUGCCUGCUCCCCUCGAACUGCCUUCGCCUCCGGCUCCGCCCCGCCAACCCGUUCGCAGCAUCAGGUGGGAACAAGGAGUACAUGUACCGAGCUGCGUAAGUAUGAGGCCGGGACCUGCCCCUCGCGAGCUGCUUGCACUUCCCCUGAGCAUGCGCAAAUUCAAACAGGAGGGGAAAGGGUAUGAACCGAACGGCACCGAUGCCGAUCUCUAUCCUCGUCCUCUCUCUGUCGCUUCUCACCUGCAAAUUCUGCCUCCAAAAAGGGAGGAGAGAGUGCCCAAAGAUUUGGGGCCACAACCUCUUCCCCUCGCUGCAGCUCCGCCUCGCCUACCCAUUCGCAACCCGGAGCGCAACGGUAUCAUCAUUCCCCCUAGUAGGGAUAUGGUGGCAGAUCAGGCGCGUGUACCAGAGCCUCUCCACAAGUUCAAGCUGAGGAAGCCUGAUUUGGCCGUGCGCGAUUCUUUUGCCAGAGAGCUGCCGUCACCGCCGCCGAGUGAGCCGCGGUCGUCGCCUUCGGUCGAAGGAGAGGAGCAGGUGGAGGCGGCUACGGGCAUUGUAUCCACUCUCGAUGCGGCGCAGCAGCCGGGGCAGGAAUACCACGUUACAGAGGGGAGCACGGCUGCGGUUUCCGAGGUAGUCGUGGAGAAAGCGUCACCGUCGAGCGAUGCAAAAGGUGCGUACUCUCCGGACGCCUUCACCGACCGCAUACAGUCCAUCACAGAACGCAUGGACAGUAUCAAAGUCAAGAUCGCCGAAGGCGUCGAGAACGACGAACACGAUCCUGUCUUGGAAGCGCGGGGCUCGCGGAUCCUGGAGCAGGUCACGAGUCUCAAAGAGGAAGUUGCGAACGCACGCCAUUCCAAGUACAUCCUCAGUAAAGAGGAAAUCGCGAGCAUUGAGAGCGAGUGUCAGCCUCGUGCUCCUGAGUUGGUCGAUGUGAUGAUGACGGCACAGGAGAAAGUGGAUAAAUUAGUGGAGGAAGCACGGAGGUUGGCGGCGCUUGUGGAGGCUGAGGAAGAGAAAAAGAGAGUGCAAGAAGAAGAGAGACAGGAGGAUGAAGGGAAGAGCAAGCCGCCGCCAGAUGCGCCCACAGCGCCGAAAGCGAUGCUUGUACGCCGAGCGGAACGCGCUGCCCAGGGUCAGCAGCAGUCCCACUCCUGGGGACGAAACGGGCCUCCGUCUUCAGUCCAAAGACAGACCAGAAGCGGUGGGAAUCGGUCCGGAAAUGGGCGUCCCAACCAGCGGAUGCCAUACAACUCGCAGAGCAUGCCUCGUGGCGGAUAUCGCAAUGCGGCUCCAAACCCUUCCCGCCAUCGCAUUCCACAGAGCAGACCGGGAGGUAACCUGGAAAGUGAACCGCAAGGUCACUUUCGAAACGGUUCUCGCAGCGGGCCUCCAGGACAGCCCGCGACGCCUUACGAGACGUGGACCAUGCCGCGCAGAGGCUGGCCCCAGAAUCACGGCUACAACUGGCCGCAAAGAACGCCACCGAUGAAUCCGAUAUGGCACAGUUCGUCGGGAUCAGGCGCCGCUCCAUAUACUCCGGGUCCGCCAGGUUACUUUCCGGGCUACAGCCCAUAUGGGCCCUUUGGUUCGAUAGGCGGGUAUGCGCCGUGA